GUAUGUAAGCCUCUCCUUUGUCUCUUUCUCUCGUCUCUCUGCCUCUCGACUCUCUCUUCCGUUCGACGAGCAGGUGGCAGAUAGUGGUGGCCGACGGUGUUGAGGGAGGAGGAUGGUGUAUGAGUAAUGACGCAUAUUCUACUCCCGACUUCUCUAUUGAGAGUUGCCCGAGUCGUGUGGUCAGUGACUUGGGUUCUAGUCUCAACAUGACACGUCUCGAAUUUAAAGGCUUUUUUGGUACAAGUGCAAACAACACUUAUUUUUAUAAGUGGAAUCGAGUUGUUAUCCCGUAUUGUGAUGAAUGGUCAUUCGUGGGAGAUGUUGAACAACCUAAUUCGGUCACUAAACUCUACUAUAGAGGAGCAAGGAUUUUCCAAGUGGUUGCAGAUGAGUUAAUGGUAAAGGGAAUGAAAGUUGCCAAAAAUAUAAUGUGGAUUAGGCGUGUCGGUACACUGUGAUUCACUUUACCAGUCGAUUUUCAAAAGGUGUUAAGAGUAAAAUGCCUUUUAGAUAGUUCUCUCUUUCUUGUCGUGUAAGACUAAUUGUUAUAAUACAAAAAUUUUGUAAGAAAAUACAUAUGGUAUGUUUGAUUAAUGUGGUUCUCAAAUUUAUAUGAUUAUCUUAAUAGGAAAGAUCCCCAGCAUGCAAAAUUCUUUAAGGCAGUUUUUAGCGAUGUAGUUGGUCUGUAUGUAAUAAUUCUCUCCUCCUUCCCUCCUUACUUUUGUGUGUUUAUAUUUAAUAUUUUUUUUUAUUUCUGACAAGAAAUUGAUUUUGAAUUUUAUUUAGCAACCAAACAAG
Molecule: messenger RNA, 798 nt
Organism: Ipomoea triloba (trilobed morning glory)
Lineage: Eukaryota; Viridiplantae; Streptophyta; Magnoliopsida; Solanales; Convolvulaceae
Product: pectin acetylesterase 7-like
Exons: 4
Coding region: 120-458 (112 amino acids)
Molecular function (GO): hydrolase activity
Source: RefSeq, a predicted model, not a curated record